AUGUUACAAAUUACUUUACUACUAUUUGUGUUAUGUGUUGGAAUCAAUGGCGAUAAUAUCAAUGAUUGCACAAAAUACAAGGAUUGCGUUUCAUGCGUUAAAUCACGUCGUCUUUUACCGGAAUUUCAGCGAUAUUGCGGAUGGCAUACUGAUAAAUCAUCGUGUGGUGAACCAUUUGCUAUUAUAGCAGGUAGCAAUGUAGUCGUACGUGAACCAUUCAUGUGUCCUGAAAAUGAACCAAUUGCUAAGAAGUAUCGUUAUACUGAUAAACUUGGCCGAUUAUUAUAUGGUCUUAUAUUAGCCGUUCGAAAUGAAGCUCCUACAAAAUGUCUUGCUAAUAGUCAUCCUGAUGUACAAUUGAUAAAGCGUUAUGAGGUGGAAUGUGAUCAAUCACAUAAUCUUUGUGCUGCAAUGCUUGCUAUUUCAAAACCUGAUAAGAGGAUUUAUAUUGUGUAUAAAUCAAUUAAUAUGGACAAGCAAUUAAUUGCCGAGUUCAUACAUAUCAUCGCAGCGCAAUUGGGUGUAUGGGAGAAAUUCGAAGCAGGUGGUGGCGUGUUAACCUAUUUUCAUGCCGCAUUCGAACGACUCUUUAAAAGAAGUGGCAUGAAAAAUGACCUCAUUAAGCUGAAGGAAACAUAUCCUAACUAUGAAGUUUGGUGCACAGGUCAUUCAUUGGGAGCAUCAUUAUCAUCAAUGACUGCAUUAUAUCUUGUGAAAAACAAAGUAUUUCCUGCUAAAUUAGUCCGUCUUGUGACAUUUGGUGAGCCAAGAACGGGUAAUGUAGCAUUUGCUCAAGCUGUCGAAGAAAAUGUUAAAGUUCGCUAUAGGGUAGUUCAUCGAGGUGAUCCGAUAACAAAUAUGCCUGCAUUAUUAAAUCCAUUUGCAUUAUUAUUAUCAUCAACAGUUGCAGAACGACAACCAUAUUUUUAUCGUUAUCUAAUUUUUUAUGAUAAUGAUAUGAACGAGGGUAGCACAUUCAGCAUAUGUACAUUAUCGGAAGAUUCCGCAUGUCGUAAUUUGGCUUUUGCUAAUAAUGCGUUAGAUCAUACAAAUUACUUUGCCGUAAAUGCGGAUACGUAUUUGUCGAAGGAAUGCAAAGGUGAUUUGUUGAGGAUAAUUGGUAAUAGGAAAACAGCAAAAGUAAAAACAGCAAAAAUAAAAACAGCAACUUUAACUGGUUUUGGUACUACUGAUAUUGCAACUACUGAUACCAAUACUUCUGAUUAUGAAGAUAAUAAUAUAAAUACUAUUACUAAUAGCACUUCUAGUGAUGCUGAUACUGUAACCAACGCUGCUCAUGCUAUUGUUACUGGUGCUACCACUCCAUCUGAUGUUGCUACUACUGUUGUCGAUACUAAUACUACAGCUGCUGAUACUGAUACUACCGCUGAUGAUAUUGAUACAGUUACUGUUGUCGAUGCUGAUACUACAGAUGCAGUUGCUGAAACUACUGCUGCUUAUGCUGAUACUACUGCUGCUAAAGCUAAUACUACUGCUACUUAUGCUGAUACUACUGCUGCUAAAGCUAAUACUACUGCUGCUUAUGCUGAUACUACUGCUGCUAAUGGUAAUACUACUGCUGCUUAUGCUGAUACUACUGAUGCUGAUGCCGAUACUGCAGCUGUUGAUGCUGAUACUGCAGCUGUUGAUGCUGAUACUACAGCUGUUGAUGCUGAUACUACUGCUCCUGAUGCUGAUACUGCAGCUACUGAUGGUGAUAGUAAUGUUGUUGGUAUUGAUACUACAGUUGCUAAUGUUGAUACUAAUGCUACUACUAUUGCAGUUUCUGACACCACUACUACUGGUGACGGCAUUAUUUCUACUAUUUCUAAUACUGUUGUCGCCAAAUGA
Cercopithifilaria johnstoni is the source of this 1851-nucleotide messenger RNA. The record is from the annotation of a GenBank genome assembly. NCBI's taxonomy places the organism in Eukaryota, Metazoa, Nematoda, Chromadorea, Rhabditida, Onchocercidae.